AACCUAAGGUUGCUUUACCUUUAUAGAAACCAAUUAUCUAGUUAUAUUCCUCAUGAGCUAGGCAAUCUAGUUAAUCUCUUGGAGCUAAGAAUCUCAUAUAAUUAUUUAAUAGGUUCCAUCCCUUCCAGUUUAGGAAAUCUCAUCACACUCAAGUCUUUGGUCCUCGGCGUAAAUAAUUUAUCUGGCACCAUCUCUCAUGAAUUAGGCAACCUAAUGAACUUAAGUGAUCUGGAUAUCGCAGAAAAUCAACUAUCAGGCUCCAUCCCUUCAAUCCUUGUUAACCUAACCAACUUAAGACAGCUCUACCUUCACAGAAACCUAUUCUCUGGUAAUAUCCCCCAUGAACUAGGCAAUCUAGUUAACCUCACGAAUCUAACAAUCUCAUACAAUGAUUUAAUAGGUUCCAUCCCUUCCACUUUAGGCAAUCUCAUCAAACUCAAAAUCUUGCACCUUGGCGUAAAUAAUCUCUCUAGCACCAUCCCUUAUGAAUUAGGCAAUUUAGUGAACUUAAGUGAUCUAGAUAUCGGAGAAAAUCAACUAUCGGGCUCCAUCCCUUCAAUCCUUGGUAACCUAACCAACCUAAAAUUGCUUUAUCUUCAUAGAAACCUAUUCUCUGGUAAUAUACCCCAUGAACUUGGCAAUCUAGUUAACCUCACGAAUCUAGCAAUCUCAUACAAUAAUUUAAGAGGUUCCAUCCCUUCUAGUGUAGGCAAUCUCACCAAACUCAACACCUUGCACCUCGGUGUAAAUAAUUUAUCCGGCAUCAUCCCUCAUGAAUUAGGCAAACUAGUGAACUUAAGAAUUCUACAUAUCACUGAAAAUCAACUAUGUGGCUCCAUCCCUUCUACUUUAGGAAACGUCACCACUUUAAUAGAUUUUCGUGCUUUUAGCAAUCAAUUGUCCGGCUCUUUACCUGAGGAACUGGGUAAUCACACCAACUUGGUUGUCCUAGACAUGAGUGAUAAUAAUUUAUUUGGUUACCUACCUUCACAAAUCUGUAAAGGAGGUGCACUUCAACAUUUUACUAUACAAAACAACCACUUUGAGGGCCCCAUUCCAAGAAGUCUAAAAACCUGCUCUAGCUUAUUUAGGGUUCGUCUUGAAAGAAACAAUCUUAAAGGAAAUAUCUCUGAAGACUUUGGGAUAUACCCCAAUCUAGACUACAUUGACAUGAGUUACAACCAAUUAUACGGCCAAAUCUCGCCAAGUUGGGCAUAUUGUCAAAAUUUGACAUACUUCAGGAUUUCAGGAAAUCUACUUACCGGGAACAUACCCUCUGAAUUAGGGAAAUUGCUUCAACUAAGAGUCCUGGACCUUUCUUCAAAUCAACUUACAGGAGAUAUACCAAGAGAGUUAGGUACCAUGAGGUCAUUGUUCAACUUAACCUUGAGCAAUAACAAAAUAUCUGAAGUAAUUCCCAAAGAGUUUGGAAAUUUGUCCAAUCUAGAGAUUCUUGAUUUAUCUAACAAUGACAUCAGUGGCCUAAUACCCCAACAAUUAGAGGGUUGCAUUAACUUGCGCACCUUGAAAUUGGGAAAAAAUAAACUCAAUGGGAGCAUUCCUUCUCAAAUUGGAAAGUUAGAAAGAUUGCAAGAUUUACUUGACCUGAGCCAUAAUUUUUUUGGAGGAAAGAUACCAUCACAACUAGCAAGUUUGACAUAUUUAAUAUCUUUGAACUUGUCCCACAAUAAUCUAUCAGGUGCCAUUCCUUCAUCUUUUGGAAGCAUGUUGAGUUUGUCAUCAAUUGAUGUAUCAUACAACAAUUUGGAAGGCCCAAUCCCAAGAAGCAAAUUGUUUCAAAAUGCUCAAGUAGAAUGGUUCAUCCAUAAUAAAGGUUUAUGUGGUGAAGUGCCAAGUUUGCCUUCUUGUGGAUCAGCCACUGCAAGCACUCGACAUUCAACUAAAAACCAUGUUGUACUCUUUGCUAUCACUCCUAUAUUAGGCAGCUUGGUUCUUUUAGGCAUGUCUUUCAUCAUCACUAUAGCUCUUUGUAGGAGAGAAAAACCUACAAAGCAAAAGGAUAACGAUGUUAUUGUCGGCGAUUUAUUUUCGAUAUUGAAUUUUGAUGGAAGAGUCACCUAUGACUAUAUCAUCAAUGCAUCUGAAAAUUUUGAUGAGAAAUAUUGCAUCGGGAGUGGAACAUAUGGCAAAGUUUAUAAAGUAGAACUUCCAAUGGAACAAGUGGUGGCUGUUAAAAAACUUCAUCCAAUAGAAGGAAUGUUUGAUGGGAAAGAUUUCGAGAGCGAGAUUCAAGCAUUAACUAGAAUUCGUCAUCGCAACAUUGUGAAACUUCAUGGGUUUUGCUCAAAUUCAAGUUGUAAAUUUCUUAUAUAUCAGUAUAUUGAGAAAGGAAGUUUAGCUAGCAACCUUCAUAGUCAAGAAAUAGCAGAGGAAUUGAAUUGGGAGAGAAGAGCUCAUAUUAUCAAAGACGUGGCUCAUGCUCUAUCAUAUAUGCACCAUGAUUGCAAUCCAUCCAUAGUGCAUCGGGAUAUUUCUAGUAAUAAUGUAUUAUUAGACUCCGAUUUCAAGGCCUAUAUUUCGGACUUCGGCACUGCAAGAAUUUUAAGACCUGAUUUAUCAAAUUGGAGCAUGCUAGCAGGCACAAUUGGAUAUACUGCCCCAGAGCUUUCAUACACAACAAAGGCGAAUGAGAAAUGUGAUGUAUAUAGCUUUGGCAUAGUAAUAUUAGAAAUAAUAAUGGGAAGGCAUCCAGGUGAUCUUAUCUUCUCUCUAUCAUCGUCAGACAUCCGGCAGAUGUUAUUCAUUGAUGUGUUAGAUCAACGUAUCUCACCUCCUACAGCUUAUAUGGUAAAAGAAGUGCUGUUGCUGGCUAUUAUAGCAUUUUCGUGCAUCCAUGGUACACCACAAGCACGACCAACCAUGCAAAGGGUAUCUCACUUAUUCAUAAAUGGCAAUAUUCCAACUAUUCACGAGCCAUUCAAUUCAAUUAAAUUACAUCAAUUAGUGGAGUUUUCAAUAUAUAUGUAGUGCUUAAAAGCUACAAAAAUCUAAUGUAGCUCUUUCAUGUCGCAUGGUAUAAGUUUUUGUAACUCUAUUCUGAUUUUACCUUCUAGAGACACCAUCAUAUGAACCUCCAUAUUAUUGUUCUCAUUCUCUAUUCUUUUCAACAAAUUUGAGGGAAGUGUCUCACUUCCUCCAUUUUUGCACCAAAAAAAAAACUUUAAUUUUCUUUUA
This is a messenger RNA of Elaeis guineensis (African oil palm), 3195 nucleotides long. RefSeq lists its product as uncharacterized. The record is from RefSeq and is a predicted model, not a curated record. Gene Ontology annotation, biological process: protein phosphorylation. Gene Ontology annotation, molecular function: protein binding; ATP binding; protein kinase activity. Lineage: Eukaryota; Viridiplantae; Streptophyta; Magnoliopsida; Arecales; Arecaceae.